Messenger RNA from Pichia kudriavzevii, 2115 nucleotides. RefSeq lists its product as uncharacterized. Gene Ontology annotation, cellular component: nucleolus. The coding region runs from base 1 to 2115 and encodes 704 amino acids. Lineage: Eukaryota; Fungi; Ascomycota; Pichiomycetes; Pichiales; Pichiaceae. The transcript has a single exon. The record is from RefSeq and is a predicted model, not a curated record. Gene Ontology annotation, molecular function: mRNA binding. Gene Ontology annotation, biological process: regulation of translation.
AUGCCAGAGUUAUCUUUCUCUUCAUAUGAAAGGUAUUUUGAAUCCUCACAACUGAAUUUUUUUUUUUCAAUUCAUGAAAUUUUUUUCUCUAAAUUUUUUUCACUAGUUUCAUCUUCUGAUUUUUCUGGUAGAACAAAGUUAUCAACAGCAAUUACUCAAACACCUAACAUGUCUAUUCAAAAAAAGGGAAAUAAAAGAUCUGCUGAAAUAGUCGCUUCAAAACCGAACAAGAAGAGCAAGAAUGUGGAGCCGGCUUCUGAAUCAAAUUCUGAAACUGAAGAAUCAGCAUCAAAUAGUUCAGAAUCAUCAGAUACGGAAGACGAAGAUGAAUUAGAUAAAAUGGACGAUUCUGAAGAAGAAGAGGAAGAAGAAGAAGAAAGUGAUGAUGAAGACAACGGAGAGUCUAAGGACAACUUUGAUCCUAAUAAGAAAACUUCUAAGGAACAGCACGAGGAACAAAGAAAAUUGCUGAAGGAAAGAAAGACUAAAAGAAAAUCUGGAGUUGAAGUUGAAAGAAUCAAGAAAUUGUGGGAGAAACUAAGAGCUAAGAACCCACCAAUGCCAAAGGAAGUAAGAGAUAAACUAUGUGAUGAAGUAUGGAGUCUUUGUGAAGGUGUUUUGGGUGAUCUAGUUUUGAAGCACGAUGCAUCCAGAGUUGUUCAAACAUUAGUCAAAUAUUCUUCAAAAGAAAGGAGGGACAAAAUUAGUAAGGAACUAAAGCCAUAUUACUAUAAAUUAGCAACAUCUGCAUAUGGUAAGUUCCUAUUAAUUAAGCUUCUUCAUUAUGGUUCGAAGGAGUCUAGGGGUUUGGUCAUUAAAGAACUUCAUGGUAAAUUAAGAAAACUAAUGCGACACAGAGAAGGUGCUUAUGUUGUCGAAGAUUUGUUUGUUUUAUACGCAACAACAAAACAAAGAAAUCUAAUGAUAAGGGAAUUCUGGGGUUCUCAGUAUGCAUACUUUCCUAAUGAAAAUGACACGAGAAAUGUCAUUGAGGUAUGUGCAGAAUCAGCGGAAAAGAAGAAAUUAAUUGCUGGUAAUUUAUUUGGUACUAUUAAAGCUUCUGUUGAAAAAGGCUCUAUUGGCUUCCAAAUUUUACAUGCUGCUAUGAGAGAAUAUGUACAGAUUUUUGAAGGUCAAGAAGUCAGGGAUUUUAUUGAACUGGUCACUGAGCAAUUUGCUGAACUAGUGCACACUCCUGAAGGUUGUGAGGUUGCAUGUACUGUCCUAGCAAAAGCCACUGCUAAAGAAAGAAAGAGUUUACUGAAGAGUUUAAAGCCGCAUUCUGAAGCAUUAGCUAAUAAUGAACAUGGCCAAAUGGUUUUACAACUCAUUUUUAUGACAGUUGAUGAUACUGUUUUAAUCCAAAAGACCUUUUUAAAUGAAUAUGAAGAGUAUAUGGCAAAUGUUAUCACUGGUAAAAUUUCAAGAAGGCCAUUUAUCUACCUUUUAAAUGGGUUAGAUAAGUCGUACUUCUCACCAGCAGUGUUGAACGAUUUUGCCAAAUACAUGGAAAUGUCAAAAGAAACCUCCAAAAAGCCAGAGGAUGAAAGGAGAAGUCAAAUUCUAAAGUUUUUCUUGCCAUGCUUUUACAAAACUUUCUUGGAUUCACCAUAUGAUAUCUUGAAAGAGAAUGUUGGAGCUCAAUUUGUCCAAGAACUUCUCUUAAACAACCAAUUUCCGGAUAUUAGUGGUGAAUUAAGAACCAAGUCUAUUGACACAAUUAUUGAUUGUGUUCGUGGUGAUUUGACCAGCGAAGAGCAUUUAAUCAACAGAGCAUACACGCCAAGAUUGUUGAAAUUUCUCAUUCAAGGUGGUAAAUGGAACCGAGACACCAAACAGGUCGACGAAGUCGAGGGGAUUGAAUUGGGUCUCCCAUUUGCACUGAAAUUUGUUGAUGAGCUUUUCGAUAACGGUAAGGAUGCAGAUGCUUUGAUAAACUGGAUUUCUCAUAAAGAAAGUAGUUUUGUUCUUGUUGCUCUACAUGAUAAGUUCAAAUUCUCAAAGGAGAAGUUUGCUGCUGAAUUUAUAAAAGCACUAAAGAAACAAAACAAAACUAUUAAAAAACAGGGAGAGGACAAUAAAGGUGCUCAGUUGCUCCUCAAGGUUCUCAAUUAA